AAGUAUUACUCAGCUGAGCAUAGAAGAAGCGUCCUCCCCCUACGACUUUGACGUUUAGCAGCAGCGGCUGUGUUGACCUUCCUACAGCAGCGUGACAAACUGAAAGAUGGCUGGACGUAUGUUUGCAAAUUGGUGGGCCAAGAUGGGCCCUUACUACACAAAGGCAUACCCUGAGAUGUGGGUUGGUCUUGGCAUCAUGACUUACCUGUACUACAAAGUUUCCUAUGGGGGCAAGAAAGCUGUGAAGGCCAAGCCUGCCCAUUGAGUUUUCCACCAUGCUGACAAUCCCUCCACCUGCUGUGAAAUAAUGCCCCAGUCGCUAGUGAGAAGUCCAUCUUCAUAUUUGAAUUUUUGUUAAUAUGGAACAAAUAAAUAAAAGUUGUUAUCCAAAACUUUGGUCAUAUCAUU
Molecule: messenger RNA, 408 nt
Organism: Seriola dumerili (greater amberjack)
Lineage: Eukaryota; Metazoa; Chordata; Actinopteri; Carangiformes; Carangidae
Gene: atp5mj
Product: chromosome unknown C14orf2 homolog
Exons: 4
Coding region: 107-265 (52 amino acids)
Cellular component (GO): mitochondrion
Source: RefSeq, a predicted model, not a curated record